This is a messenger RNA of Rotaria sp. Silwood2, 1670 nucleotides long. Lineage: Eukaryota; Metazoa; Rotifera; Eurotatoria; Philodinida; Philodinidae. The record is from the annotation of a GenBank genome assembly.
CUAAAGGAAAAGCGUUCGUUCGUGCUCCAGUUUCAUCAAUUCUUAUAAAUGAAGCGAAUAAAGCUAUUGGAGUUGUAGUAAAAGGUCAUUGUAUCUUUUCAAAAAUUGUUGUUAGUGCUAUCAGUUCAACAAUAACCUACAAGUAUCUUAUACCUCAAACUCAUCAACAUUUGGUUCAAUCUCAUUUGAAGAUAAUAGAAAGUCCUGAGCUUGCCUCAGAAACUGGUUAUAUGUCAAUGUUCGUUGGUCUUCAAGGUGAUUCCGAUGAACUCAAUUUACCGAAGGGAAAUUUAUGGGUAUGUCCAUCAUGGAAUCAUGAUGAAAAUAUGAAGAAAUUUCGUAAUGAUUACAGUGCAGAUUUUCCAGCUAUUUUCAUAUCUUUUGCAUCUGCAAAGGAUCCAACAUAUCACACAACAUACCCUAAGAAGAGUGUUGCAUCUAUUAUUGCUCUUGGCUUUUAUGAACAUGUUGAAGAUUUCAAAGACAAACGUGUAAAACAUCGUGGUGACGCUUAUAAUCAACUGAAAGAUCAAUGGAAAGAAAGAAUGUUAGAAAUAUUUUUAAAAGAAUUUCCGAAUUUAAAAGACAAAAUAGUUUAUGUUGAUAAUGGUACCGCAAUUACGAAUGAUUUUUAUCUUGGAACUUAUCAUGGAGCUGCUUGUGGACUGGCCCAUACACCAGAGCGAUUUCGACAAGUGGAAAUUCUUUCACCAAUAUCACCAAUCAAGAAUCUUUAUCUCUCGGGACAGGAUAUGCUGACUUGUAUCAAUUUAAGAACAAGGACAAAUUUACCCGAUCGCUUUCAUGCCGUUCCAAAUGUUCAAUAUCUUGACAUAAUAGUUGAUGAAAACAAUGAUUCAUCAGAAGAUUCGUUUGGUCAGAACUUACCUCCUCUUCUUCAUCUUACAAAUUUCGAGCUGAGAUCCAUUACACAACCAUGGACACUUGAAGAGUUGCUUCUUUUAUUCAAUCAGUUACCAAUAGUAAAAAAUAUAGCACUUUAUCUUGUUUCAUAUGAUAGACGUCUUGUCGAAGAAGAACAAUGUUCGCUACCGCAUAUACCUAAAUUAUCUCGACUUCAAAGAGUGUCCUUUUAUCGAUCAAUGCCUUCUGAUUUGAACCAUUUUUCAUUGGUUUUUCACGCUGCACCUAAUCUCGUUCGCUUGGAUCUACCUUUUGAAUUCUUAUGGCAGUUAAUCGAAAAUCAACAAAUCCGUCAUGUUCUUGGACAACGUAUAACUUCACUUUUCAUACAUCAAAAUACAAUGAGUUCAUCAUCAGUAGCAUUCAAUGAAGAACAAGUACCUAUCCUUGCUUCUACAUUCUUUCGAGUUGAUGUUUUAUUUACCGAUUUAACACAUUUACGAAAUAGUCCAAUAACACUUCCGAAUGAUAAUAUUAUUGAAGAUUCUACAGUAUCGAACUUACCCGUCGAUGAAUGUCAACAAACGAAUGAAGUCGUAUCCCCAGGUUCAAGUGAAUCGAUGGUAAUAUGUUUAUUGAGAGAAUUCAAAAAACAUAAACUAGUUGGCCUAGGUAUCAGGGGACAAUUCUGUAAAAUAUUAAAAACAAACGCAAAACAAUGGUUUCAACAGAAUACCAUUCUUUCUAAUCAAAGAUUUGAUGCCGUUUUUAAUGAUAAGCUCCAUCAACUACUCAUUUGGAUGUGA